Molecule: messenger RNA, 2082 nt
Organism: Linderina pennispora
Lineage: Eukaryota; Fungi; Kickxellomycota; Kickxellomycetes; Kickxellales; Kickxellaceae
Exons: 6
Coding region: 134-1993 (619 amino acids)
Biological process (GO): glutathione catabolic process
Cellular component (GO): plasma membrane
Molecular function (GO): glutathione gamma-glutamate hydrolase
Source: RefSeq, a predicted model, not a curated record
CGAUAGAUUUGAUCCGAUGAUGCGGAAUGCACGCGGAGGGCCGUGUGACCGUGCGGUUCGGAAGUGGUGACUGAUUCGGGGCGAAAGGCGUGCUGCGCCAGUCAUGCUCUCUGGACUGCACGCUCUUUCUGCCAUGGAGGAUCUGCUGUGGUGCGGGGCUCACUCUUCCCCGUCGCCAUUUCCUCCUCUCCUCUCUCCUCUUCUCUUCUCUUCCCAAUCCCAACCUCAAUACAUCGCCUCUCCUAACAAAUACACGCACAUGUCAGUGCCGUCAGCAAACACAGAGAGCUCGCGGCUCCUGCAUGAGUCGUCUGAACCAACAGCAUUGCCCAUUGACGACAAUGGCCCUGCCGAGCAGCCUCAGACUCGACAUCGCAAGCAUGCGGCACUAGCAUAUGUUGGCGCUCUGAUUGCCCUUAUUUUCGUUGGCGGGAUACUGGCCAAGGCAGCUUCAUUUGGCGAUUCUGAUACGCGCUCGACCUUGGUGACUGCAAGAAACGGAGCUGUUGCAACCGAUGAGCCCCGGUGCUCAAAGAUCGGAAGUCAAGUGCUUAUUGACGGCGGGAAUGCAGUUGACGCGGCUAUUGCCAGCACGCUGUGCAUCGGAAUUCUGCAGGCCCAUUCAUCAGGCAUUGGAGGCGGCGGCUUCAUGCUGAUCCGGCCUUCGGAUGGUAGCGCGCCCGUCCUGAUCGAUUUCCGCGAGGCCGCUGGUUCUGCUGCCAAAGCAGACAUGUUUUUGCACAACAUCACCCUGGCCCAGGUUGGCGGACUGGCUGUGGGCGUGCCUGGGGAGAUCGCUGGUCUCCACAGUGCGCACAAGCGCUUUGGCAAGCUGCCCUGGAAGCGUCUGUUUGAGCCAUCGAUUAGCCUGGCGCGCAAGGGGUAUGCGCUCAGCAGCGUUGUAUACGGACAACUCAAGAGACUCGAGGCGCAUGUGCUGAGCUCCCCUGGAUUCAAUACCACCUACACCGACGGCCGUGGCCAUUUGCUGCAGCCUGGCGAUAUUGUGCGGCGACCCGAGCUGGCCAGCACAUUGGAGGCUAUCGCAAACCACGGGCCGAAGGCAUUCUACUCGGGCAAACUUGCACAGAGUAUGGUCAACGCCAUUCGCGAGAACGGCGGAAUCCUGACUAUGGAGGACUUUGCGGCGUACGCUGCUGUCGAUCGCAAACCGCUUGAGACGUUCUACCAUGGCCGGCGGGUGAUCACGGGCUCGCCGCCUACCAGUGGAUCGAUCCUGCUCAACAUGCUUAACGUGGUCGAGGGAUACCCGCUGGCACGCGAAGGGCAGACUGCACUCAGCUACCAUCGCAUUGUCGAGGCCAUGAAAUUUGGCGCUGCGCAGCGCACGGUAUUGGGCGAUCCGUCAUUUGUGGACGUCGCAGCCAAUGUGUCCAAGCAGGCCAGCAAAUACUUUGCCUCAGAUAUCCGCCACAACAUCUCCGAUACGCACACCUUUGGCGUCGCGCAUUACGACGCAGAGUACGAUAUUCUCAAUAACCAUGGCACUACACACCUCUCAGUGCUCGACAGUGAUGGUGCCGCUGUGGCACUGACCUCGACAGUCAACUUGGAAUUCGGCUCGCGCAUCAUGGACCCAGUCACCGGCGUGAUUCUUAACGACGAGAUGGACGAUUUCAGCACCACAAACCAAACCAAUGGCUUCGGCUUACGUCCAUCGCCGCACAACAAGAUUCCAACCAUCAUUGAGCACAACGGCGAUGUCGAGCUGGUUGUCGGUGGCAGUGGCGGCAGCCGGAUCCUGACCUCGGUAUUGCAGGUUAUCGUCAACGUGUUUGACUUUGGCAUGCGUUUAGAUAACGCCAUUGACACGCCACGGCUUCACCAUCAGCUUCUGCCCCAUCAGCUCAGGCCCAGCAUUUCGCAUGCACUGGCCACGUCAUACGUGGUGCAGGCUGUGCACCGCCUGCACGAUGGCACGAUACAUGCAGUCAGCGAUGCGCGCAAGCACGGCCUGGCCGCUGGCUACUGAUAUCCGGCGCUGUACUCUUAGAGUUGCCCGAAAUGAAUGCUUUGAAACUGCCAUUCUAUUGAAUUCUGAUAAUGCUCUCAAUAUCGCCC